AAAACAGAAUAUGAAUGGUUGAUUGCCUGUUACCAAGCCCGCCCAGAUCUACUCGCAUCCUUCCACUUGCACGUUAGCAUUUACAGAAUGCUGUUUGCUGGUCUUAGCCGCAGCUAAUCUUCCUCGCUCCUAGUCCACUCCGUUCAUCUCCAGCUUCUCAAGCCUGAGUUGCCGCUAUCUCCCCUUCAACAACAGAAACCUUUAUUGACUACUCCUUACUCUCCUGCCUCCUCUUCUCUCUGUCAUCGCGGGCUAUGCUGAUUUCAGCGGCGGCGCUGAGAGAUAAUGGGGGAUUAGAGUUUCCUCCACCGUCAAACUUUAGGGUUUCCCUGGCUGCCGUACUUUUCUCGCCAUGUCUACUGCAGGACGCUGCCUCGCUCGAGGGCCGCUGACUCCGCGGCUUCUUCCCUCUCUGUUUAGGCUGUCAAGAAAAGAUUGCUGCCUGCCAGCGAAAGCUCGGAGCUUUCAUCUUCUCCACGCCAUAUCGCCCCGUGAAGAAUCGAAGAAGAAAUGGAGGGUGGGUCUUGUCUCCUGCUUCAAAAAUGAUGAGAAGUCCACUUCGAAUGAUGAUGGAUUUGAAUUUGUGGAGAUCAGGUCGGAUCGAGAAUUGGAUAAGCCUAUGUUAGAUCCUUUGGAAAAUGAGGAAAAACAUUGGAUUAUUGUCAUUCAGAAGGCCAUAAAUAAAAUAUUCCCCGUGCUUGGUGAGCCUUGGACCGUUCCAUGGAAAGCUGAAACCAUUGUCCAGGUAAUGCUUCUAUGGACCGCUUCCUUCUGGUUCGUAGGAUCUUGGAUAGUCCCAUUCUUAGGACAUGCAGCUGGUUUCAGCAAGGAGUCUCUAAGCCACAGAGGUCAGGCCCUAUACAGCCUUCUCACCGAUAUAGCAGAAGGCCUCGCCGGCAUCACAAUUCUCCAUGCCUGCCUCGCCAGAUUUCGCCCCCUACCACCCGGUUGGUUCUGCUUCACCUUAAGAGGUUCCUGGCACCUAGACGUUGGCUUAGGCUGUCUCCUCUUCCCAAUUGUUAACUUCCUGUCACAGAUUAACAUCAACCUUGUUCCAGUUCCAACCUCCCCACCUGUAGGCGUCUCGAGCGUUGAACAAUCGAUCAUUGCUCGCGACCCGGUGGCCAUGGCUUUGUAUGCAGUGGUUGUCUCAGUUUGUGCGCCUGUGUGGGAGGAGAUUGUGUUCCGUGGCUUUCUUCUCCCAUCAUUGACCAGAUACAUGCCACUCUGGUGUGCUGUUGUGGCGAGCGCAGUUGCUUUUGCCUUGGCACAUUUUAAUGGCCAGAGAUUGUUGCCAUUGGUGUUCCUUGGGAUGGUAAUGGGUGCUGUUUUUGCCAGAUCUAGGAAUUUACUGGCUUCAAUGGUUUUGCAUAGUCUGUGGAAUGGUUUUGUUUUUUUGGAUCUUAUGAAAUGAUAGCGUUGUGCUUGAAAUCAGUGUCAAACUUGUGCGUUUUAGGAUAAGCUGCAUGCGGCCUGCGUUUAGUGUAAAAAACACAAACGCGAUAGACAUCGUUUUCAAAAACACUCAAACCAAGUGGUUAUAUGGCAUUUUCAAAAACACCGCCGCACUUAUAAGCUGCCCCAAACAGACCCUAAAUCAUAUUUAUGCAAAUUUUGCUUUGUUUAUA
Molecule: messenger RNA, 1628 nt
Organism: Phalaenopsis equestris
Lineage: Eukaryota; Viridiplantae; Streptophyta; Magnoliopsida; Asparagales; Orchidaceae
Exons: 4
Coding region: 353-1414 (353 amino acids)
Biological process (GO): CAAX-box protein processing
Cellular component (GO): membrane
Molecular function (GO): metalloendopeptidase activity
Source: RefSeq, a predicted model, not a curated record